Messenger RNA from Monodelphis domestica (gray short-tailed opossum), 1628 nucleotides. RefSeq names its product G protein pathway suppressor 2 (gene GPS2). Lineage: Eukaryota; Metazoa; Chordata; Mammalia; Didelphimorphia; Didelphidae. Gene Ontology annotation, molecular function: transcription coregulator activity. Gene Ontology annotation, cellular component: transcription regulator complex. The record is from RefSeq and is a predicted model, not a curated record. Gene Ontology annotation, biological process: regulation of transcription by RNA polymerase II.
CCCUUCCCGCUCAGGCUGCAAGCAAAGCUUCGCCAUCACCCAUCUGUGCCCCCGGAAGUACUUAACCAUGAGUAAGGAAAUGACGAAUUCCCAGAGGCCUGUAGGAGGGCUGAAGUGAGGAAGAAGAGGAGGCAGGUAGGGAGGGGCUGGGGGCCCCGAAGUUCUAAUGUAAGUUUUGGACCCUGGUCGCGCCUGCGCAGAACGGGGCCACUGCUGGUAGCUGCUGGACAAGUGGGGAAGGUGGGGAAGCCUGUGGAGCACUCGACCCAAACCCCGCUAGCCGAAGCAGGUGAUGGGCCCGAGGGGUGGUGGGGCGCCUGACGGGAGAAGCACGUGACUCGCCCCACACGUCCUGGCGGGGGCGCCUCCAGAGCCCCAAUAGUCUCCGGCCCCGCCCUGUGGCCCCGCCCGAUCGCUGCACUUCAGGGACUGAACAGCCCUAUGGGGAGGGGAACAGAGAUUUCUGCUGGGUUACUAGAUUCAUUUCGAGAACUGGAUUGUCAGUGAUCAGGUCUCAGGAUACGCACCCCAGUCUGUGUGACAGCACUCUGCCGGUCACCAUGCCGGCCCUGCUGGAACGCCCCAAGCUCUCUAAUGCCAUGGCCAGGGCAUUGCACAGACAUAUAAUGAUGGAGCGGGAGAGGAAGAGACAGGAGGAAGAGGAGGUGGACAAGAUGAUGGAACAGAAAAUGAAGGAAGAACAGGAAAGGAGAAAGAAGAAGGAGAUGGAAGAAAGGAUGUCACUGGAAGAGACCAAGGAACAGAUCCUUAAGCUGCAGGAGAAGCUACUAGCCCUACAAGAGGAGAAGCAUCAACUCUUCCUGCAGCUCAAAAAAGUUUUACAUGAAGAAGAGAAAAGGCGCCGUAAAGAGCAAAGUGACUUGACAACACUUACGUCUGCAACAUACCAACAGGGUCUGGCUGUGCACACAGGGACACAUCUUCUCAGCAUGCAGGGCAGCCCUGGAGGACACAGCCGACCAGGGACUCUUAUGUCUGCUGAUAGAGCCAAACAGAUGUUUGGACCCCAAGUGCUCACAACCCGUCAUUUUGUGGGGUCAACAGCAUUUGCAGGAACCUCAGAACAUGGGCAAUUCCAGGGCAGCCCUGGAGGGGCCUAUGGGGCCCAGCCCCCACCUCACUAUGGACCUACUCAGCCUGGUUAUAGUCCCAGCCAACAGCUCAGGGCUCCUUCAGCUUUCCCUGCUGUUCAGUACCUGUCACAGCCUCAGCCACAGUCCUAUGCAGUACAUGGCCACUACCAGCCCCCACAAACAGGGUUCCUGCAACCUGGAAAUGCCCUUUCCCUUCAGAAGCAGCUGGAACAUGCUAACCAGCAAUCUGGCUUCUCUGAUUCGUCAUCCCUGCGUCCCAUGCACCCCCAAGCUCUUCACCCAACCCCUGGGCUUUUGGCUACACCCCAGCUUCCUGUACAGAUGCAACCAUCAGGAAAGUCAAGCUUUGCAGCCACCAGCCAGCCAGGCCCCCGCCUCCCUUUUAUUCAGCACAGCCAGAACCAACGUUUUUAUCACAAGUGACCUGAGGACCUCUACACACAGCCCCAAAAUCGGGGCCAUGUCCUGCCUCCCCAGAGCUCCAAUUAAUAAAAUUAAACUGCCAUCAGAGAA